UUUUUCUUGUUCUGCGGAAAUUCCGAAAUCUCGCACACGCAAGGUCAGGUAUGGAAUAGAGAAGGGAGCAGGUAAUACCUUUGCACUUCACCAACCCUAUCCCUACCCAAACAAUUACUCCUUUUCUUCUUCACUUCACUUCACAAUAUGAAGGUCAGCCCAAGGUUGGAUCUUAUCCUUAGCCGCCGUAGCACAGCUCCGUGCACCCGCCGUUCGAUCUCAUCCACGCCCCAUCUCAUCGUGUCAAAGAUCAAAGGAUUGCUCGCCGGAAAAAAGGACGAUGCCUCCAUCGAGAUCUUCGAUUUAUUCACCCUUCUCCGGUUUGCGGCGGAGAUGAACAAAGCCAAGAAGCUGAAGAACAUCGAAGCCACGUUCGCCGAUGCCAUCAAGAAGCAGGAAGCCAUAAUCCGAUACCUCGAGGAACGAACGAACAUCUCUGAUCCAGACACGUAUGCAUCGACCUUAGAGCAGCAAAAAAAGAAAGAGGAUGCUGACCUAUCAGUGCAAGAGAGACAGUUAUGCAAUUUUCCCAUUGCCUUUGGGUGCAGUGGCAUUUUGUACUUCACCCCAACUGAUCUCGAAAACAAUUGC
Molecule: messenger RNA, 591 nt
Organism: Striga asiatica
Lineage: Eukaryota; Viridiplantae; Streptophyta; Magnoliopsida; Lamiales; Orobanchaceae
Source: the annotation of a GenBank genome assembly